AUGUCCGCCGCCGCCGCCGCCGCCGUCGCGACUGCUGCCAGCGACUGGACCAUAGUCCGCCGCCGCGGCCGCCUCCGCGGCGGCGACCCACGCCCCGCCUCCCAGCCCGACGCCCCGACGCCGCUCCCCGUGAUCCCAAUCCCCUGGUCCCCCUACGAUUCCUCCCUCGACCCCGCCCGCGUCUCCCGCCUCGUGGCGCGCGCCCACGCCGCCAUCUCCCGCGUCGCCGCCUCCCGCCUCUACCGCAGCCUCCUCCUCCAGGCCUCGUCGCUCCGCCGCCGCCUCGGCCUCCUCGCCCCCGCCCGCCUCUCCCUCCUCGGCGUCGGCAGCUUCGAGUCCUCCCCCGCCGCGCGCCUCCAGCUCGCGCUCGCCGCCCUCCUCCGCCGCGACCUCCUCCCGGAGGCCGCCUCCGCGGACCUCUUCGACCCCGUCCUCUCCGCCGUCGAGUGCGCGGCCGCCGCGGCGCUCGGCUUCUCCGUCCCGAGCCUCGACGACGGGUGCCGCCGCCGCGCGGAGGAGCCCACGCUCUUCUACAUGCCCCACUGCGAGGCGUCGCUCUACGACGCGCUCCUCGCCGCCAACUGGGAUUCCCCCGCGCAGCUGCGCCGCGUCUGCGUGCUCGGCAACAGCUUCCGGCGGUACGCGCUCCAGGCCGAGGAGAACCGCUCGGGCCCCGCCGCCAAGGCCCCGCAUGUCCUCGCUGCAGAGCGGUUCGCGCGCGAGGAGCGGAUCGGCGACACGGGUGAUCUGGAUGACGACGAUUGGUUCGCCCACGCGUUCAACGAGACGAGCUGGCAUUUCUUCGAGCUGCACGACGACGUCGACUUGGCCGCCACCAUUGCUGUCGGAAGGAGAUAA
Miscanthus lutarioriparius is the source of this 858-nucleotide messenger RNA. The record is from the annotation of a GenBank genome assembly. NCBI's taxonomy places the organism in Eukaryota, Viridiplantae, Streptophyta, Magnoliopsida, Poales, Poaceae.